CAGCCAAGGCCAUAGAGUUAAGACCCUAUCUCGAAAGAGAAAAAGUGAGAAAAACUGAUAUUUAUUCAGAAUUUUCAAGGUACUAAUCUUGUUACCUCCCUCCCCAAAACUCCUUCAUAAACUGGAGAUUCUUUUAACAUUUUAUAUUUCAAAUUAUCCUCUAAAUGAUCAAAGAGAAACAUUAUGGGCUCUUUGCAGUGGAGGAAAGCAAAGUUAAAAACUGUCCAGUCUGGGUAGUGAAGCAAGAGGAUCCUAAGUGCAGGGCCUGUACACAGUGAGCUCAAGGUUAGCCUGGGUCAACCUCUCUUUUAAAUAAAGUUUAAAAAGAAAGGAUGAGGGCCUGGGUACAGCUCAGUGGUAGUGUUUGUCUACUAUGUGUGAAGCCAUAGGUUCAUGCUCAAUACCACAAAGGAAAAAUUUAGGCGUAAUUAUCCAGUUAGUGGCAGUUCUGGAAAGAUUUCUGAUUUUGAAUCUACAAUUCGCUACUCAGUGUUGGUUACAGGCAUUUGCCACUGUAGCGGGCCCAGUGGGAAGUACAAAACGACCGAGGGCCUGGGAAGGACAUCGGCUCGGUUUCAGCCGGGGGUCCCAAUCAUGCCACUGGACCACUCCUGUGGCGGACAGUGCGGGACAAUGCCUCGUGCCCUAGAAUACUCGAGUCGGACUCGAGCAACCACGCUGACCUGGCCUGAACCUGAGGCUGCACAAGACACGUUCUCACACACGGUGCUCCCACAAUCCUGAAACCCAGGGCCGGGGCCCGGCUAGGCCUGGGACUCCAGGCCUGCCCUCCACCUCACGCCGGCUGCAAAAAACCUCAGGCCCACCGCGUCUGCGUGUUCCCGCGUUCCGCGACCGACGCCAGGGUGAUCCCGCCUCUGUCAGGGAACCAUCCGGUGCUCGGGCCAUCCUACUGCUCCGACACAGCCCACCGGCAGGCCGGCACUCACCCCGGAGACCCAGCCAGCGGAACCGGAAACGGCUGCUCGCAGGAGCUCAGCGGCCGGGUGCGAGUCUGGUCCUCAGGAAGCUGCUCAUUGGCCCAUGGAAGAAGGCCCGCCGCCCUGGGAGCACGCCGACCAAUCAGAGCGAGGGGUGGCUGAGCCGGGGGCGCGUCGCUUCCGGCGGUUUCCUCUCUGCUUCUGCGCGGGGAGCACGAGAGCGUGGGAGUUUUGCGCUGGCCUCCGCCUCCUUUGUGGCGUCUCGGCUGGGCGUGGCUUCGUGCGGCUGGCCGGGUAGGGCGAGCCUGUCAGUGCCCGGCUGCUGAGUGGGUCCCUUGCAAGGCUGUUUUGGAGGAAGAUGCCGUCGCCUCAGAUUCUCGAAGGAGCUUGAGGGUGUCGAGGAACCCGAGGGGGCGUGGGAAGGCAGGCGGCCGAACCGGAGAGCCUAGGGACUAGUCUCCACUCCCAGUGUCCCAGCGUGGGGACUUGGGGGAGGACCCCUUCGCUUCCCCAGAUGGCGUCCUCGCUCCACACGUCAGAUGACCAGGGCUGUCCUGUUCCAGGGACCACAGCUGUUCGAAGAUCUGGAUGUGUAUUUUUCUCAAGAGGAAUGUGUGAGUCUGCCUCCUGUUCAGAAGACCAACAGCAGAGAAGCCCCACUGGAGUGUUUUGAGGAUUUGGAUCUGAUAGGAGGGGAAGACAAGACUGAAACCAGUCAGCAGUUAAGCCUAGAGUCUAUGGAACUUGAAGAGCCGUCCCUAGAAACAUACUCCACUGCAGCACCCCUUGUGCAUUCCUCUGAAAAAUCUGAGGAUGAUGUUGGAACACAUGAAAGGAAAAUGUCAGGUGGAACUUUGACUUGCAAGACCAAAGUUAUAAGCCUCUUGGUCACCAUUGAAAACCAAACCCCAUUAGUAGAAUUGUCUCAAUGUUUAGGAGUCAGAACACUUUCUGAUAUUAUUGAAGUUCCCUGGGAAGAAGCCAAAAAUGUGUACAAGUGUCCCAACUGUGACCAAAGCUUCAGUGAUAAUACAUACCUUGUUCUGCAUCAGAAAAUUCAUUCACGAGAGAAAAGGUAUAAAUGUAGUACCUGUGAGAAGACCUUCAGUCACAGAACUAACCUGAGGACACAUAAGAGAAUCCACACUGGGGAGAAACCUUACAAGUGUACCAAGUGUGCUGCCAGCUUCCGGCAGCAGUCACACCUGUCCCGACACAUGAAUAGCCAUAUAAAGGAGAAACCAUAUACUUGUAAUGUAUGUGAGAAAGGCUUUAUGUGGCUCCCAGGAUUGGCAGAACAUCAGAAGAGUCAUGCUGAUAAAAAGUCUUAUGAACGUGCUGACUGUGAUCAACAUUAUUGUCAGGAAACAAAUCUGGCUUUGCCUGAAAAAACAGGCUCAUCUGACACCCCAUACCAACACACGCAGGGUGUGAAGAGCUUGGAGCAGCCCUCAAAUCCUGUUCUCCCUGAGAAGGACCAUAAGGAGGACUCUAAGAACUGUAGUAUUGACGAUGAAGACUUUUUUUCGUUCUCCAGAUUCAAACCCUUACAGUGUCUUGAUUGUGACAUGACCUUUCCUUGUUUCUCAGAGCUUGUUUCUCAUCAAACCAUUCAUGACAUGGAAAAACCUCAUAAGUGUAAAACAUGUGCAAAAACUUUUGCUCUAGAUUCAGAACUUGCAUCCCAUGAGAAGAACCACAUAAAGGAAGAACCUUUUAAAUGUACGGUGUGUGGGAAGAGCUUUAGAGUGAAUGUGCAUCUCAUCACUCAUAAACGAACCCAUAGGAGAAACACCAAGUAAAUACAAGCUUUUGCUACUGUGUGGGCUUUUCAGUAUCUUUAUGAUGGUAAAUACUUUAUGUGUGGGGCACUACGCUAAGCAAGCACUUUAUACACAUUCCAUGUAAUGUAGGCAGUAUUAUUUAUUACAUCUGAUUUAGAACUGAGGAGACAUAGUUACACAGAUAGCAUGUGAAGCCAGGAUUUAAACUCAGUUACUGAUCAAAUUCCAUUUAUAUGAGCCAGAGAAACAUAGAACUAAUAAAAUUCUGUUUUUGACUGCUGGGUGUAGUGGCUCAUGCCUUU
Molecule: messenger RNA, 3027 nt
Organism: Onychomys torridus (southern grasshopper mouse)
Lineage: Eukaryota; Metazoa; Chordata; Mammalia; Rodentia; Cricetidae
Gene: Znf597
Product: zinc finger protein 597
Exons: 3
Coding region: 1481-2743 (420 amino acids)
Biological process (GO): regulation of DNA-templated transcription
Source: RefSeq, a predicted model, not a curated record